CAUUCUCUGUUGUAUUUGUAAAUAUUUACUUUCAAAGGACACAAUCUACGUUAUCGUGUGUUACAAUUUGAUAGUUUAAAAGUGAUAUAAAUUUUCAACUAAUACUGGAAAGGACAGUCAUUUAAUUAGUUACAUAGAGAAGCGGAUAUUUUAUACAAAAUAAUUAAAUAGCGUGUGUUCUUUACGUAACCCCAAUCGAUGCAUUUAAAAAUUCAGACUUGCGAGAAUGAUGCAUCUGAACCUACUUACAGACCUGAAAGACUUGGAUGCUGAAUCCGGGCCAUGAAUUGCAGAUGCUGGAAGAUGCUGGAUAGGUUUAUGUGUUGGGAGCAGGUAAAAGUCAUGCGGGAAGGUGUCCUUUGAUUACCAUAUUUAAGUGAAAAAAUGCAGAUGAGUGAUUUUUCAAGAAGUGGAUCCGUCGUUUUGUGAACUUUAAAUUUUACAGUGAUUAUAUUUGGAAAUAUGUUUGGAAAAUUCUAAAUGCUUCUUGCGGAGGAGGAUGGCCUUAUCAAAAUACGAAUCGACCCGGGAGACUACAAACUUUGCUCGAAUUGCCCGUGCUAUUUUAGGUCCCUGCGCUGAUGUACUGCGAGAUGUUCUCACAAAAGAGAUAUCUCCUCCAGAAUUGAAAAGGGAACUUCACAAAUACCUUCUAAAUUGCAAAACACCUCCAAUCAGUCAAAAACAAAAACAGCUCGUCAAUAACGGAGAUUACUCAAAAUUUGACAUUUCGUUGAUCUACUUUCUCUUAAGAAACACUUGUUCAAUUCCUCCCCAUCCAAAGGGAUGGGGAACCCCUCCAGAUCCAUCUGAUAAAAGUCUGUCGGCAAACGUAGAACGAAUUCGUUUUUUAAGAAACGAAUGGGGGCAUUCAACAGAUUUAUCUCUUACGGAGCCAGAUUUUGAACGAAAUUGGAAAAAUAUUUUCGAAAUUGUAAAGGAUCUGGAAGGUUACCUUGGAACUGCAACUGUGUACCAGGACGCCCUGAAGAAGUUGAAGAUUUGCUGUAUGGAUCCGGAUUCAAUAGAGCUUUACAUACAAAAAUUGUUGAUUGUUGAACAAUUAGAAAAUGAUUUUACCAAUUUAAAAGAGGAAGUAGAACAGAUAAAAAAGCAUGUGAUGGUCGAGCCAGCGUGUCCAAUGGAAUCAACACUUGAACGAGACACGUUUAAACAAUGGCAAGAUGACAUCGUUUUAUUCGUUUCAACAAGAGCAUGUAAAGAGGUUGAAAAUAAAGUAAAAAGUCAAAACUUAGUGAUUGUAGCAGGUCACUCGGGAUACGGAAAGUCUACCAUCAUUAAACACAUAGCUCUUGAAUAUAGGCGUCAAGAUUGGAUUGUGAAACUGGUGACAGGAGUAGCGGAAAUUAUAAAUGUAUAUUCGUCAAACCUAUUUUUAGAGAACAAGACCAUUUUCAUACUAGAAGACCCAAUAGGCAAGGAGGCUUUAGACGAAAUUGCCAUUAGUUCAUGGAGAAUACAUGAAGAGCAAUUGAAAAUUUGUUUAAAGAACGUCAAACUAUUGAUAUGUUGUAGAAAAAAUGUUUUAAGCAAUUAUAGAGAAAAGGGACUUUUAAAAGAUAAAGCCAACGUCGUAGAUAUCAAUAGUGACCAAUUAAAAUUAAAUUCCCAAGAGAAAAUUAGUAUCUGGAGUAGUCACGCGUCAAACAAGGGUUGUCUACAUUUUGAGAUAUUACAAGGACUUUUCCAGAUUGACGCGUAUUUUCCAUUAUUGUGCAAAAUAUUUUUUGACAAUGAGAAAUAUCAAAAAAUGGGAUUAAGAUUUUUCAAAGAAGUUGACGCUGUUUUUGUAGAAGAAAUACGCAGUUUACAGAAGACAUGCAAAGAAAAGUACUGUGCUCUUGUUCUUCUUGUUCUGUAUAACAACGUCAUGUGUAUCACCGAUAUACCUGAAACAUACAUUUCGGAAGAAAAAUUUCAACGUGCUCUGCAACUUUGUGGAAUUCCGUAUGCGUCGCCAUUUACCAUAAAGGACUCCUUGGAGUCUUUGAAUGGACUUUUUGUGAAAAAAAUUGGAGACAAUUUUCAUUUUUAUCACGACCUUUUUAUGGAAGUUACCACUUUUGUGUUUGGGUCAGAGUUUCCUUCAGACAUUAUAAAAUAUGCUGAUAUUGGUAUCCUCAGGAACAGAGUAACGAUUAAAAAUUCUGAUGAACAAAACGAUCCGCACAUCAUAUAUUUGAAACACAAACAUAAAGAUCUUGGAAAAAGACUUUUCACUGAUCUUUUCGGAGAGAGGCUAUUAGAUGUUAUUCUUAACCCUUGUUUAAGAGAUGAUCAAGUUAUUAAGGUUUUUAUAGAAGAACUAGAAAAUAAUCCAGAAAAGUUAGAAAUGUUACUGAAAAAAAUAAAGCCUCUUAUUCAAAAAGGAGAGUUUUAUACAAAACCAAAAGGUAUAACUUUCUCUAAACUUAAUUUUUUGAAUAUAGUUAGAGAAAUAACGCCUCUUAAUGCUCUAAUAGUCUUUUGUCACACAGAAAUAUCAACGCAUUGUUUAAAUGCUCUACAAAACAGGCAAAUAGAUCUGAAAGGACAUUUACUGUUUUCUUCUGUUUGCUGUAAUGGAUCAUUGGAUUUAUUCAAAACGUUUUGGGGAGACUGGAAUAUUAAGUUUUUUUUGACAGAAAAAUGGGGCCCUUUCUAUCCUGAGCACACUGCAUCCCUGUUUCAUAAUUUUGAAAUACUGCGUGAGUUGAUAAGUUUAGACAACAAUAUGAGUAUGACGUCUUCCAAUACUGCUAAUAUUAGAACUAGCAACAUCGGUAGGUCGACUCCACUGAUAUUAGCAGCUUCAAACAAAACAGGAGAAUACGGCAAAAACUACAGAGAAAAUUCAAGCGAAACAAAACGCAACGAAACUAUAAAUAUUCUACUCAACAAAAAUGCAGAAAUCAAUCUAUGCAAUUCCAAUGGAACCAGUCCUCUCUAUAUAGCUUGUCAAGGGGGACAUGAUAGCACUGUACAACUUCUAGUAAGCAAUGGGGCAAAGAUUAAUUUAUGCAAUGAAGACGGAAUCAGUCCUCUCUUUGUAGCCUGUCAAGAAGAUCACAGCAGUACAGUGCAACUUUUACUAAACAAUGGAGCAGAAAUCAAUUUAUGUGACGAAGAUGGAACUAGUCCUCUUUCUAUAGCUUGUCAAGAAGGGCAUAACAUUAUUGUGCAAAUUUUACUGAGAAAUGGACCAGAUAUCAAUUUAUGUGACAAAGACGGAACUAGCCCCCUUGUUUUAGCUUGUCAAGAAGGGCACGACAGUAUCGUGGAUCUUUUAUUGAGUAAUGGAGCAGAAUUUAAUUUAUGCGAUAACGACGGAACUAGUCCUCUCUUUGUAGCUUGUCAAGAGGGAUACGAGAAAACUGUACAACUUUUAUUGGGUAAAGGAGCAGAAAUUAAUUUAUGCGAUGAAAACGGAAUUGGCCCUCUAUUUAUAGCUUGUCAAGAGGGAUAUGAAAGCACUGUAAAACUUUUACUGAGCGAAGGAGCAGACGUUAAUUUAUGCGAUGAAGACGGAACCAGUCCUCUCUAUAUCGCAUGUCAAGAAGGACAUGAAAAUGCUUUUCAACUUUUACUGAAUAAAGGAGCAGACAUUAAUUUAAGUGAUAAAAACAGAGUUAGUCCUCUGUUUAAAGCUUGUCAAAAAGGGCAUGAUAACAUUGUACAACUUUUAUUGAAUAAUGGUGCACGUGCAGUCAUUAAUUUAAGCGAGAAGAACGGAAUCACCCCUCUUUAUGUGGCUUUUGCAUGGAGACAUAGCAAAAUCGUCCAAAUGUUACUAGAAUGUGGCGCAGACACUUCUGUUUUUAAUGACUCUGGACCUAAUUCCUUUCCAAUUGAUCCUUACGAGGAUUAUAAAAACAGGGGGUUUACAUUGCAAAGGAAUAGCAUUUUUGAUAACAUUUUUGACUCGGAUUCGUAUUUUUCCCUAUUUCUAUUUUCUAAAGUUGAACAAAUGAUCAGAAUUAAUGAUUGAACGAUCCUGAUGAAAAUCUUCAAUGUUUCUGUGACGUGUGCAAGUAGUAUAUCAAUAUACAAUGCCCGUUUAAGAAAAUUCUUAGAAUGUUGCUUCUUUAUAUUGUUUGACCUGUUAUUCUUUGUAAGUUUUGAACUAUUAUGUGGUAACUGUAGUUUUUAUGUCAAUACGAUUAGCUGCAUGUGCUCAGUACUAUAGAUGAGAUAUUUAUUCACAAAAUAUGCAUACUUUACUUGGCCAGGCUUGUUCAUCCUAAUUUUUUUUUUUAAAGAAAAUUAGGUUUACUACUGAGAUCAUAUAUUUAUCAAAUGGUCGAUAUCAAACAUUGGGAGGACAUAUUCAUGGAGGAAUUCACAUAAAAGUGUAUCUAUGACAUGAACUUAUUUUGCAGUUUAUGAAUUGACAAUUUUUUCAUUAGAAUUGACUACUAGUAUGUUUUGUUUUUUUAAACACCAUAUUUAUGUGUCGUUUAUCUAUAUUUUUUAUGCCAAAAUGUUAGUUUCAUUGUCACAAGUCAUUUAUAAGAUUAGAUUUUACUAAGACCACACCACUUAUUAAACUAUUUAGCAUGUAUCACAUUAUCAUAACAAAAAUAGAACCAAUGCGGGUUAUGUGUUUUACUGCAUUGCUCGCUACCUUCAUACAGGCAUGAAUCACCAAAGAUUAACUGAAGCUUUAUGGGCUGUCAACCUGAAUUAUCUCGUAG
Messenger RNA from Magallana angulata, 4694 nucleotides. RefSeq lists its product as uncharacterized. The transcript is spliced from 6 exons. NCBI's taxonomy places the organism in Eukaryota, Metazoa, Mollusca, Bivalvia, Ostreida, Ostreidae. Gene Ontology annotation, molecular function: protein binding. The record is from RefSeq and is a predicted model, not a curated record. Bases 500 to 3988 code for a protein of 1162 amino acids.